Messenger RNA from Funneliformis caledonium, 182 nucleotides. Lineage: Eukaryota; Fungi; Glomeromycota; Glomeromycetes; Glomerales; Glomeraceae. The record is from the annotation of a GenBank genome assembly.
AUGUCGGACAUUAAAGAAUCGAUUGACUGGUUUGAAGAACACUUCAAGAAUGUACAGCCAAUAGGAAAUGGUUCGUUUGGAAACGUAAUGCGUGCAAAUUGGAAAAGUAAUGAUCGCCUUUUCGCUUUGAAAUUUUUUAAAAAUGAUAAAAUUACAAUUAGAGAAGUUAUAAAUGAGGUAUC